CCUGAGCUAAAUGGGAAGACCAUAGAGGAAGCUCAAUCAAUGCUGGAAGUUCAAAUGCCUGGCACCUGCAUUCGUCAGCUGGAGACGCCAGUGCCUUCAGAAUAUUACUACGGUUGUGUGGGCAUCGUAGUGAAGGAGGGGAUAGUGCAGAACCCACCCCACUACAUGGGGCAAGUUCCAAUAUACGAUGACUUCAAAGUAUUUAUUAACCAGCCGUAUGAGAACUUAAUUGAAGACGCCAAGACGACCCAUCUCGGUUACAAGUUUCAAGUCCUCUACCAAGGACAGGCGGUGUACAGCGACAAGGUGGACGGGGAGGGCUACAUCGAGGUGGGGGUCGACGAGGCUGGAAACGUCUUGAUCGUCUCCCCAUUUGGAGAUUCACCUAAAUACGAAAAUUUUAUAAAAUUUAUUAUUCCUUGUUUAUAUUCGCGAAACAUAUUUUUUGUAUUUUCACAAUAUUAAUCUAUAAGGAAACGUUAGAUGUAGUGAUGGUACAGAGGUUUAGGCAUUAAAUUAUGAGACUACCAACGUAAAAUAUUGCACAAUCAUUUAUUCACACACCUAUUGAACAUAUUUUAAUAUUGCACGUUUUAAAAAUGUAUCCAAACUCCAUUGUAUAAUUAAUCAGUUGAAAUCUGUCGAAAUCAGAUAAUUUUUCAAGCGAGGAACGGUUGCAUGCAUGCAGAAUCGAUCUGUUACGUUAUAUUUAUUCAUACUCGUUUGCAUAAGAGUAGUGCACUAAAUAUUAUAUAUUUAAUAAAGAGUUUGAAAAUAAUAAUACAA
Messenger RNA from Helobdella robusta, 786 nucleotides. RefSeq lists its product as hypothetical. The record is from RefSeq and is a predicted model, not a curated record. Lineage: Eukaryota; Metazoa; Annelida; Clitellata; Rhynchobdellida; Glossiphoniidae. Bases 40 to 465 code for a protein of 141 amino acids. The transcript has 6 exons.